Messenger RNA from Plodia interpunctella (Indianmeal moth), 1657 nucleotides. RefSeq names its product WW domain containing oxidoreductase (gene Wwox). Lineage: Eukaryota; Metazoa; Arthropoda; Insecta; Lepidoptera; Pyralidae. The coding region runs from base 32 to 1330 and encodes 432 amino acids. Gene Ontology annotation, molecular function: protein binding. The transcript has 7 exons. The record is from RefSeq and is a predicted model, not a curated record.
GUUAUCCUAUCUAAUAUUUAGGUAGUGGUACAUGCGAUACACGUUAACAACACUAUUUACAAGACUAAAAAUGCAUAAUAUAAUGGACUCCGAUAGUGAAGAUGAACUACCUCCAGGUUGGGAAGAGAAAUCUACGGAAGACGGCAAUGUUUACUUCGUUAAUACAUGUACCAGUAAAACUCAAUGGACCCAUCCAAGGACUGGUCGUAAGAAGGUGAUUCCUGAGGAGCUGCCAUUUGGGUGGUCUAAAACUAUAGACGAAGAGGGGAAAACAUUGUAUGUUCACAAGGAGACUGGGGACAAAACUUACAUUGAUCCGAGACUUGCUUUCGCUAAAGAAGAGAAAAAGCAUGUUCAUGACUUUCGGCAGAAGUAUGAUGGCUCUUCUACAGCUUUUCAGGUACUCCACGGAGUUGAUUUAUCCGGGAAAUAUGCGCUUAUAACGGGUUGUAAUCAAGGCAUAGGCUUUGAGACAGCGAAGUCAUUGGCUCGCCACGGCUGCAACGUGUUGUUUGCUAACAGGGACAUGGAGGCUACACAGAAGGCUAUUGAAGAUAUUGUGAGAGAGACUAAGGCCUCUGAAGACAAUUUAAAAGCAAUUCACUUAGAUUUGGCGUCUUUACAGAGUGUAAGGCGAUGCGCGCUUCAAGUGAAAACUGUUUUUUCUAAUCGUUUGGACAUGUUGAUCCUAAACGCGGGUGUAUUUGGCAUGCCAUACACUGAAACUGAGGAUGGGCUUGAAAUUACAUUCCAAGUCAAUCACUUGAGUCACAUGUAUCUGGCGUUGCUGUUGGAACCACUAUUGAGGAAAGGUAGUAGAGUGGUGUUCGUGUCUUCAGAGUCUCAUAGACACGCAAGUUUGAAGAAUAUGUUCAAUCAACAAAACAUUUGCAUGACGAAGGACACUUACGGCGCCAUGAUGGCUUACAACAACUCCAAAUUGUUUAAUAUCAUCACAGCUAAGAUGUUAAGCGAAGAAUGGAAAAAUAAGGGAAUACUAGUAAACUCGCUCCACCCGGGCAAUAUGGUGCACACCAACUUUUUCAAGUCCUGGUUCUUCAUUAGACUGCUGGCUAUCUUCGCGAAGCCUUUCACCAAGUCUUUGCAACAAGCAGCAGCUACCACAGUGUAUGUAGCGACGUGCGCAGAUCUCGACGGCGUCACGGGGCUGUACUUCAACAACUGCUUCUGUUGCGAGGAGUCCGCGCUUGCCGGGGACCGGGACAUAGCCGCCGAAGUGUUCGCCAUGUCACUCAAACUUAUCGACGGGAGAGUGGGGAGAGAUGGCAUUGAAGCUUAUUUGGAGAAAUACGCGAAGAGCAAGCCUUGAUUAACUGUAUGUUAUUUUUUUCUUUAUUUUCUUUGUUUGAUUUUUAUAAAACACUGGCAGGUAAUUGAUCUGCGUGCGUGUUUUGACGUGCGAAGAUUUUAUUUUUUUUGGUUUUUUAAAACUGUUGAAUGUGCAAUAUGUAUCUUGUUAAUUUUAUUUAUUUCAUUGAAAAAUGUGUUGGACGAUGAAUGGUCUAUGUAUAGUCGUAUGUCAAGAUACCUCGCGUAGAGCUUUAUAGCGAAAGUGCAAUGAAUAUGGAUAGGUUAAUUUCCGCUCGACUGUACUUAUAUUUCAAAUAUUCAACAAGAACAUGACAUGCAUACUAAA